AUGAAGCUGUCACUCCUCCUCAUCGCCGCCCCCGCGGCACAAGCCGUAGUCUCAUACAUGCCGACUGUCCCCGACACGCUCAUGGCCAUGGUCGAGUCAUCUGAGGACUGUAACCUGCCCGACGACUUCCAGAUUCAAAACUUUUCCGCCGAGUCACCAGACGGGGGUAAAACGACGGACUCGCUGGACUUUACCUUCAACGACGACAGCACCAUCCUCAACACGCAGUGCCACCUCAACGCCUCGUCGGCGCCGGUGUCCGGUGACGGGCGGACCCCGAGGUACGCCUGCGACAACACCAACGUGCAGUUCAUCUGGCAAAACAGCACAAUUACCGUCAUCGAAAAGGUUUGCCCUGGUGACGACGGUGCCGCCGACUACGAGGCAUCCGGGACAGCUGUGGUUCCGCUGGUGUGCGACGGGUGUGCCGCGAAUGGGACGGACAACGCCGCCCGGUCACACAGGCGCGCAAAAAGAUCCGUUGAAUGCAAGUCCAAUUCGGAUGACAUCCGAUCGAGAUUCUUCAGCAUUCAGCCGGUUGGUUGA
Molecule: messenger RNA, 546 nt
Organism: Colletotrichum orchidophilum
Lineage: Eukaryota; Fungi; Ascomycota; Sordariomycetes; Glomerellales; Glomerellaceae
Exons: 2
Coding region: 1-546 (181 amino acids)
Source: RefSeq, a predicted model, not a curated record